GAAGGGCGGGUGCGCGCGCAGGCCGGCUCCCCUCCGGGCAGGCAGGGUUCCUCAUAGGAGGCGCGAGCCCCCCCCCACCCCGUGGAUAAUGUCGGUGUCUCCCGUGAAGCGGCAGAAGAUGGAGUCGGUGCUGGACCAGCUCAAGCACCACACCACCGUGGUGGCCGACACCGGCGACUUCAACGCAAUUGAUGAGUACAAGCCCCUGGAUGCCACCACAAACCCAUCUCUGAUACUAGCUGCUGCUCAGAUGCCAGCUUACCAGGAACUUGUGGAUGAUGCUGUUGCCUAUGGGAAAAAACUUGGCGGGUCAGAAGAGGAACAGAUCAAAAAUGCUUGUGACAAACUCUUUGUAUUAUUUGGAGCUGAAAUAUUGAAGAGGAUACCUGGCCGUGUGUCCACAGAAGUAGAUGCAAGGUUGUCCUUUGAUAAGGAAGGAAUGAUUCAAAGGGCCAGGCGCCUCAUUGACCUUUAUAAGGAAGCAGGAAUUGGUAAAGAUCGUAUUCUCAUAAAGCUCUCUUCAACAUGGGAAGGAAUCCAGGCUGGCAAGGUUCUGGAAGCAGAGUAUGGGAUUCACUGCAACAUGACCUUGCUGUUCUCCUUUGCUCAGGCAGUUGCCUGUGCUGAAGCUGGAGUUACUCUGAUUUCCCCAUUCGUAGGACGUAUCCUGGAUUGGUAUGUUGCAAAUGGAGAUAAAAAAACCUAUGAGCCUUCAGAGGACCCAGGAGUGAAGAGUGUCACUAAGAUCUACAACUACUACAAAAAGUUUGGCUACAAAACUAUUGUGAUGGGUGCUUCGUUUCGAAAUACAGGAGAAAUAAAAGCGCUUACAGGCUGUGACUAUCUCACUAUUUCACCCAAGCUUUUGGCAGAGCUCAGCAAGGAGUAUGUCAAGUUAACUCCCACACUCAGUGUAAAAGAGGCUCAGGCAUGUGAGCUUCAGAAGAUCCACCUGGAUGAGAAGGCAUUCCGCUGGCACCAUAAUGAAGACCAAAUGGCUGUGGAGAAAUUAUCUGAUGGGAUCAGAAAAUUUGCUGCAGAUGCAAUUAAGCUGGAGAGGAUGUUAAAGGAGAGAAUGUUCAGUGCUGAAAAUGGAAAGUAGAAAAAUCAGAAUCUUCCUGAGUGGUCAAGGCUGAAUGAGUGGAUCACCUGGGGUUAAAUGGAUGUACAAAUGUCUUACCUGUAAAAGUCUUAUGCUAUGUAUGGAUAGAUUUCUGUAUCAUGCUUUUUUAUCAAUUUGCAAAGGGACAAAUAGAAUUUCAAAUUUUUGUGGCACUUUUGUCAAUACAUGCAAAUUAACAC
Haliaeetus leucocephalus (bald eagle) is the source of this 1302-nucleotide messenger RNA. It is a transcript of the gene TALDO1, whose product is annotated as transaldolase 1. The transcript has 8 exons. The record is from RefSeq and is a predicted model, not a curated record. Lineage: Eukaryota; Metazoa; Chordata; Aves; Accipitriformes; Accipitridae. Bases 89 to 1102 code for a protein of 337 amino acids. Gene Ontology annotation, cellular component: cytoplasm; intracellular anatomical structure. Gene Ontology annotation, biological process: carbohydrate metabolic process; pentose-phosphate shunt; pentose-phosphate shunt, non-oxidative branch. Gene Ontology annotation, molecular function: transaldolase activity.